AUGUCCCAGAAAACUAAAAUUCCUGUGUCAAGGAGUGAACCAUCUAAAAGUGGGAAAAGUGGUCCAGUAUCCACGUCAGCUGCUAGACGUAAUACUCCUGGGAGAACAAGAAUGUCAGAAAGGUUCACCACCACAUCCUAUCAAUCUGGAACCACUAGAAUGGCUUCCAAAGAUGGUGAUCCAAAAAGUGCACCCACAACUAAAACUUCCACAGGUUCCAAACAGACUGGAAGUCAUUCCAAGGUGACCUCUUCAGGAUCUAAACCUGUUGGUGGGAAGGUAUCUGGAGGUAAGGUGUCUGGAGGCAAGGUGUCAUCUGCAUCCAGGAUUGACAAAUUGUCUCCAAUUAGUGAUAAAUCUCCCACAGAAAGCAAGGCUGAUUCUGACCAAUCACCAGUGAACGAUGAUGAAAACUCACCAAUGGAGACAGGUGAGAAAGAUUUAGUGGUGGAUCCAAUGUCCACCUCUUUGGUUAAGAAACAUGAUUCUGGAAUAGAAUCAGAUGGAUCCAAUAUGGAUAAAAGUGAAAUUUUUAUGGAGUCCGAUUUUAUUGAUACCCCUGUUUCAAAUUCCUCCCGUGUUAGUAAAAUUUGCGAAAGUUUAAUAAGUUUUUCAAGCAUGGAUAGUGGGAAUUAUGAUGGCGUCACUGCCACAGUAGAUGAUAAUUUGGGUUUUGAGGCCACUUUGUCAUCUACGUCAGCUUCAGUGUCAACCUCUGCGGAAAGUAAGAGUGAUGUGUCUGUGAUAAGUGUAGUGGAAAUUCCAGGUGGAGAUUUGGAGGAACAGUUAAAUGAAAAAGUUUCUGUCGAUAAAAUGCCAACACUUCUCACUGAAGACAAAGUGAGCAAAAUUGCCAGUGUGGAUGUUCAAAUUCAAGGAAAGCUUAAGAUAUACACAGACUGGGCUAACCAUUACUUAGAGAAAGCCAAAAACAAACACACAAUUAGUGACCUCCAGCAAGAUGUGUCAGAUGGGGUCCUGUUAGCUGAGGUCAUUGAAGCUGUCACUAAUGACAAAAUCAAAGACAUUAAGUCCAAACCAAGGAGUACUGCCCAAAUGGUUGAUAACAUAAACAAGUGUCUAGCAUUCCUGGCUGGUCUGGGAGUCAACAUUGAAGGACUUUGUGCUAAGGACAUUAAAGAUGGGAAUUUAAAAUCCAUACUUGGGCUGUUCUAUAGCUUGUCACGCUACCAACAGCAGCAGAAGGCCAAACUACGCCAGGGACAGGAACAAGCCAAAGCCCAGCCAGGGGAGACUACUCCAGAUAACCACCACCUCACUCAGCAAGGCAGGAACACACCUCAGCUCAAUGGAGGGGAAAUGCUAUCUAGGUUACCAUCUCCAUUUAACAAGGGGAGUAAAUGUCCGACAAUAACCAACCCCUCCAGUAAAGAAAGCGGACCUCACAGUAAUUCCAACCUCAACAACAGCCGCAGUAGUCGCUCAACUCCAACAUCAAGUGAUAGAAACAAAGCUCAACUCAACCAGCAAAACAACAAUGUCACCUCAGGUUCAUCAUUUAUAAGUGCCAAAAAUAACGUCAAUAACAACACAGUGCCCUCAGCUUCACAGCGGGCCACCUCUCCGGGCUCAUCAGCUACCUCAGGAAUCCCUAUCCCCGGGGGUCGGAGUUUGGCACACCCUCGAUCUGGUGACAAGUCAGGAGGGAGAGUGGUGAGUACCGGUAGCACCACCUCCACGAGUUCCUCAGCCUCCGGCAAAAGUACCUCACAGAAGGCUGCGGCCACCACAAAUAAAAACUCUAUGUUGGACAAAUUCAAAUUCUUUAACUCCAAAGACAAAUCAAAGACUAAGAGUAGUUUACCCAAAAGUGCCUCUAAACAGAGCACAACUAGCACAGGAAGUACCUGUUCCAGUAGUGACCGGGACUCCCGGGCGAGCGACCGGCAGUCGUCAGCCAGUGCACGAAGCUCGAGUUCCACAGACCCAGGAACAUGUGGUAGCAGUACACCUUCAAAUGACUCUGGAAGUCCCAAACUCCCUCCUAAAACCAAAUCCCUCGGGAAAGGGGGAUUUAGUGGGAGGGAAAAGGGAGGGAGUAUUCUUACUGCUGAAGAUGUGUCUUCGAAACAUAGGGGAUCCCCUUCCCCUACGCCAACUUCACAUUCAUCAACUUUACCUGCAAGUAACAAAAAAAGUAGUGCUAAAAGUGACAAGCAUGAUAAAUCUGGACAAAAAAGUUCUAAAAUUGGAACCUUAAUUCCAAAGUCUUCAUCAUCAGGAGGAAAAUCCAAGUCACCAUCAUCAGCUCCAUCUAGUGGUAUUCCAACCCCCUCAAGUAGCAUUCCAAAACCAUCGUCCUCUGGUAACAAGUCUGUGAAGAGUAGCAAAGAGGAUUUAAAGAGUAGUAAAGAUGAGAAAAGUAAAUCCAGAAACUCCAAUUCAUCAGGAAGUGCUCAAAAACUCAAUGUGCCAUUACCAUCCACUCCUUCUAGCAAUAUUCCAUCAGUUAGAUCUAUGCAAAACCACCCAUCUCAAAUUCCUGGAUGUGCCACACUGCCAUCAUCAUCAUCUCAUAAUAAUAGCCAUUUACAACAUGGCUUACAUCAGAGCAAAGAACACCCUGACCAAUCAAAAUCAAGGGACCACCACUCUCACUCAAAGACGCUUGAUCCCAGAAUGCAACAUCAGGAAAAGUCAAGGUAUACAGAGGUUGAAUACACAGAUGGAAGGUUAGAGCGAGUGGGUGAUGGCCAUAGUUCAAAACCCAGUCAGCUGCCACUAAACAACAAGAGACUGCCAACCCCACUUAACUCCAACACACAACAUUCAAACCACCAUGAAACAGGUCUCAACAAUAAUUCACAGAACAUAGCCAGAAACAGUGGUAGCAGUGCUGCUGCAGAGUCAAAUCAUAUUAUAUCUGCAUCCUCUCAAACAAUUAAUGUUGUCAAGCCUACCUGUUCUGUAGCCACCCCCUCAAAUGUAUUAACAAAGUCAGAUGGAAACACACAGACAAAUCUAUCAGUGCUGAAUAGGGCUCUUCCUCCACCCCUGCCAAAAACGGAGCCCCCUCCUCGGAGUGUCCCUAGGGAUAAUAGCAAUCAAAGCAUAGACAGUAAUAGUGCAUCAACUUCUGCUUCUGGACAUAAUAGUGACUCUACACCAUCCUCAUCCAGCAAUAGUGGUAAAAGUGGACAUAGCCAUUCUUCUAGUGAAAGUGUUAUUUAUAAACCCUCCAGUGGUGAAGAGUUUUCUGGUUCAGAAAAAGGAAGUGCUACAAAUUCACCACAUUUGGGAUUAAAAGUUUUGCAUUCUCAGUUAAACAAGACUGCAAAUAAUGUGGCUAUAGUGCAACCAAGACAUGGUGAGAAAGUAGAAACUACGUUUGAUACAGAAGUGAGGACUGAAAAAGUGAUAAAAGAUUCCAAGGAAACAACAGUUACGACAAAGGAAACAACUUUCUCGGAGAAAACAACAACAUUCGUUGACGAUGAAGGUGAGAAACUGGACAUCAAGCCUAUGGCCCCUAUUACUCGUGCUAUGUCAUACGGAUCCUCUGGAUUGCUCCGCGGAUAUGGAUCACCAGGAAACAAACUCCCAGUGUUAAACUAUCACAAUCCAGGCUAUGCAACCCCAACCCCAGCUUACUUUGCGAGUACCAGCAGAUUGGGUGUUAAUCGUCCAUUAAUUGAUCAUGGGAAAUUCUACUCCGGACCAAUUCGGAAAGUACCCUCUAGUGGACAAAACAGUGGAUUCGAUACGGAUUACAGUUCUGACUAUGACACUUAUGAUUACAUGUCUGGUUAUAUGUCCGAUGGUGACAUUCUGAAGAAUCAAGCUAAAAUGGAGGAUAUGACCAGUGGUUACCUCAGUGAGGGUGGGGCAUCCCUGUAUGCACGGCGUCUCCAGCAGCGAUUCAGGGAGGGGAUGCAGGCUGUGAAAGAAUGCAUGCAGAAAAGCAGUGGCCUGCUGGAUGAUGAUAGUUUUGAUGACAGCAGUUCCAUUAGCAGUGGAGACAUAAGUGAUACAAUUAACGAAAUUAGCACUGAUGACGGAAACUUAACCGGUGGAUCAGGACAGAGUGAUCAAAAUAAUCCUUACAACAGCAUCAAACGCAUUGCAAAUGCCAGAGGAAUUCCAAAUGGCUACCCAGGACAUGUGCAAGGCAAACGUGCCCCUAAUCUGGGGACCAGUGCUUUCAUGGGGGCAGAGUACAGCAGUGAUGCCAGUCCUAUGUCUGGUUGGAGGAAGUAUUCUCUCCCUCAGACCAACCGCUUACUAAGUAGUGACCCUGCAGACUAUGCUUACUUGUUUAAUGGAUAUAGCCAUGCUUCACCCAUGCAGCAACAAUGGGGAUCACCUCCAGUGCAAGGGCAAAUGAGAAAACUUUCUAACACUAGUCAGCCAGAUAUUAACCAUUACAGAACUCAUAGUGCUGAUUACGUUGAUCCAAAUAAAUCUGGUGCAUACUCCUCUUCCAACAGUCUGUCCAAUAAGAAGGACUCGGAAACAAACACUGAUCAGUCGCAUUUAUUGGAAGCUAGUAUGCGGCGUGUUCAGCAAGGUGGCAUGGGGCCAGGUGGUCAGGGUGGCUUUGGAUACCGCCGUCCUCUCAGCAACACAAGUACUGGGUCAGCUGGAAGCAACAAGAGCAAUGGUUCAGGGAGUUCUUGCUCAAAGAGCUCAACAGUUGGUAGUCGUCUAGCCAAACAUGGUGUGAUGAAUGACAGCAAUGGAAUCAAAUCAGGGGAAAACACUCCAUCUGGAAUUCCAAGGCCAGGAAGUGCUACAUCCAUACGAACAACACCGCAGAGAACGGAGGAAUUAUUCACUAGUGCUACACUGGAGAGAAAGAGAAAGGGAAUAAAUGGUGCAAGGACAAAUGGUAACAAUAUUUCUCCUCCUGAGGAACUUUAUAAGUCAAAUACUCUGGGUAGGAGUACUCAGAAAAAAUAUGGUAGCAAAACCAGUCUUAGUCGAACACCCUCACAGGGUGAAAAUACUUCUGUGUGCAAUAAUACAAUCAUUUCCAAUCCCCAUGCUACUUAUGGGAAAAAUGAAAAUGGGAGACCUAAUAUGUAUUCUCAAUCUCUUCCCAAUAUGCCACAAAAUGGCGCACCAGGAAAUUAUGUGGCUAUGGAAUAUGGAAGUCCACGCAAUUCUGGUUCAGGACAGGGAAUCUGGCUAAAGAAUACAAAUGGUAAUGCUCCAAUGCAUAUGUCUGAGACUGAGAGUAUGGAUUCCAUAUCUUCUCAUGCUUCCAGUAUCCAGGCUCAGAUACAGCAAGCUCGAGCCUUGAGUGAUGCCAGUGCUCGCAUUCUUGCUCAUGGUAUGAACAAUGUGAGCCUGUCUCGUUCAAACAGUCUCAAAUCUACUCAGUCUGACUCGGUCUAUGCUUCCACACACCAGGGGGAAAAUCUCACACGUACCAACUCUUUCUCUCAACUUCCAAGUCCCCCUCCCCCUUCCUCUCCAACCCCUAGCAAUAGUUCGCAUUCCUCUCGCUUCACAUAUCCUAUGACUGCUUUUGGUGGUGGAUCUAUGGGUGGUGGUGGAUAUGCCAAUCCUGCCAGUUUGAACCAGAACAUGGUGCGGUCUAAUACUCAGUCAAGUUUGCCUCCCUAUGGUAGCCUGGCUCACUCCAAGAUGAAUAGGGAUGAAGAUGGAAGCAUUCAUGGCUCAAACUUGUCUUUGGCGUCUUGCACCUCCUCCAUAUAUUCCACGGCUGAAGAAAAACAGCAGCAUGAGAUUCGUAAACUACGAAGAGAACUGGAGGCCGCCCAGGAAAAAGUGGUGACACUGACCACUCAACUCAGCACAAACGCCCAUGUGGUGGCAGCAUUUGAACAGAGCUUAACCAAUAUGACAGCUCGACUCCAGCAUCUUACUUCCACUGCUGAACAAAAGGCUAGCGAUAAAGUUCGUCUUCGCUCCAAACAAGAAAAGGAUUCAGAGCUGAAUGAACUGAGAGCUACCAUCGAGGCACUAAAACGACAGAGUGGUCUGAGUAUACCUGACCCCACAAUACUUAGCCCUGGGGCAGGGCGUCGUCACACCUCACCGGGUAUGGUCAAUACAAACGAUUACGUCUCUCAAAGUCCGCUCCACCAUCAACAAUCUCCUCACCGUGGCAACCGACCCGGGUUCAAUACCCUUCCGAUGCCCACUGAGGGCAGGAUCACACGACAGCUUUCCACGGACAGUGUUUCAAGUAUCAACAGUCUUUCUAGUGCGUGCAGCACUGCAAGUCAACAAUCGGCAGCCACGGACGGGGAGGCAGGGCGCCGCAAAAAGAAAAAGGGAUGGCUUCGAAGUUCCUUCAGCAAAGCUUUCUCUAGAAAGAAGAACAAGAGUGGCUCCAUGUCAGACUGCGAGGUGGAGGUAGGGCAGAUGAGGUCAAAUUUCUCAGCUCCUAACUCCCCACUUCUACAGAUCCACAUGCCAAACGGUCAGGGCCUUAUCAAAGGCUCUCACUCUUCUAGUGCUUUAUAUGAGGCGGAGGAUGCCACUUCUGUUCUGGAGCUGAGGAAACAGCUCCGUGAUAAAGACAUGAAGUUAACAGACAUCCGACUGGAGGCCCUGUCAUCUGCACACCAGCUAGAACAACUCCGCGAGACCAUGAAUAAAAUGAAGAAUGAAAUGAGUGCCUUGAAAGCAGACAAUGACAGAUUACAAAGAAUGAUGCAUGUUCGUCCAUUAAAUUCAUCCCAGAAUUCCAUAGUUCAUAAUCGUACCAGUAGUGAAUCUUUAGAGAGGUCCCUCAGUAUUACAGAACAGCCUAGUCUAGAAAUGAUAUUAUCAGAGACCCCUGAUAGAGAUGGGAAGAGAGUGACCAUGACUGUCUACCUGGGGUCAAAUCCUGACCCCCUAAGGGAGGGAGUAGAGAAACCAGCUGAAGUUUUAAUAGGUUCUCUCUCUGUCAGUGGAAAAACAAAAUGGGACAUCCUAGAUAAUAUUGUUAGAAAAAUAUUAAAGGAAUAUGUACUACGAGUUGAUCCUGUGACAAACCUAGGGCUCAGUGCGGAGAGUGUCUUUUCAUAUCACAUUGCAGAGAUUGUUCGAACAAAGGACGCUGAACUGCCAGAGUUACUUCCCAUUGGGUACCUUGUUGGUGAUACUAUGCAAAUUGGAAUUUGUUUGAAGGGAACCAGACAAAACAGUGUGGACUCUCUGGCAUUUGAGACCUUGAUCCCCAAAUCCAUAGUCCAGCGGUACGUCUCUCUGCUAUUGGAGCAUAGGAGGAUCAUACUUUGUGGACCAAGUGGAACCGGAAAAACUUACCUGGCUCAAAAACUGGCAGAGCACCUGGUUCUGAGAUCUGGAAAGGAGCUUACUGCUGGCUCAGUGGCAACAUUCAAUGUGGACCACAAGUCAGCCAAGGAAUUACGGCAGUACCUGGCCAACAUCGCAGAGCAGUGUGAGAACACAGGGGUAGGGGAACUCCCUAGUGUCAUUAUUCUAGACAACCUUCAUCAUGUGGGGUCUCUUGGAGAAGUGUUCAAUGGAUUCCUCAGCGUCAAGUACCAGAAAUGUCCCUACAUCAUUGGAACUAUGAAUCAGGCCACCUGUUCCACAACAAAUCUACAGCUCCAUCACAAUUUCCGCUGGGUCCUGUGUGCCAACCACAUGGAGCCUGUCAAGGGGUUCCUGGGAAGGUAUCUCAGACGAAAACUUGUGGAGGCAGAGGUCAGAACUGGUAUCCGUAACAACGACCUUAACAAGAUCAUUGAUUGGGUGCCUAAAGUCUGGCUCCACCUCAACAAGUUCCUGGAGACACAUAGCUCUUCUGAUGUCACCAUUGGUCCACGUUUGUUCCUGUCCUGUCCAAUGGAGAUUGCUGGGUCCAAGGUGUGGUUUACAGACUUGUGGAACUAUUCCAUUGUUCCCUAUCUAUUGGAGGCUGUCAGAGAGGGACUGCAGGUGUAUGGAAAAAGAGCACCUUGGGAGGACCCCACAGACUGGGUCCUAGAGUCGUAUCCAUGGGCGACGGCCAAGGAUGAGGAUCCCUCCCUGCUGAAGAUCAGGCCUGAGGAUGUGGGUUACGACAGCCAGGGAGUUAUCUCCACCUCGUCUGGGGUCCCACUGAAAUCAAAGUCUACUGACUCAACCAACCAUGGUGAAUCGACAACUGACCCCUUGUAUAACAUGAUCAAACGUCUACAGGAAGCCGCUAAUUAUUCUAGUUCUCAGAGCGGACAGGACGACGAUUCAGCCAGUGUGGGCAGUAGAAGCAGCAGUAUACAGGACCUGUCUACGUCAAGCGUAGAGUCCACUAUUUGAAAAAUUGAAAUUUUUCCUUGAAUUCAAACAUUUUAAUGAUUCUGAAGCUGAAUGCUGUGAUUGUUUAGAAGCUUGGAUUUUCUAGAGUUAAUUUUUAAGUAAAUGAUAUCAUGUUUAAUUUAUAUGACCAAAAAGAACUGUUGAUGUUCAUAUUUAUAAACUGAAAAUGAUGUACAUAUAUUUACUGAACAUAUUGCCAAAUACUAUAUGCCUAAAAUGGAAAUUCUGUCUCUGAACAAAAGCAGAUUUUUCUUCAAAAUAAAUGAAAGUAUUAUUAAGUCAUACCACAUAAUACUUUAGAUAAGAGAGGAUAGGCAGCUACUCAGAAAAAAGGGUGCUUUUAUUACAUUUCAUGAAAUGUGGUGAAUUUUUUUUUUUUAAUUUUGAUUUCCCGGUAAGGCCAAUUGGAAGAUGUGCAAUUUUAAUUUCUUUGAAGGUGUACAUGUAUUUCUAAAUGUACCUGGACAUGACGCAAACUAAAAACAUUUGCAAAAUAUGUUACUAAAUCAAAUGCAAAUGAUAACCAUCAAGAUGAAUUUGUUGGUUUUUUUAAACAGUAUAUGUACAAUAGUACAGUAGAUGUAGGAAAACGGCAUGUUGCAUGAUUUUUAUUUCUGUUGUGUUGUAUGUGUGAAGUAUGGUAUUAAUUUUGCGUCACAUUUCCCAACUGCUGCACCAUUGUAUACAGUUUUUUUAGCAAUCAUUAAUAUUAAACAUUCAUUAAGAAAAUCUGUGGCAAUUAAAUUCUCCUUGAAUUUUUUUUCUACUGAUUCAUUUCUACAAAACAAAAUACAAUUGUAAGACAGAAAAUUUUAUGAUUCCAUGUUCUGUUUAUUUUAAGGUCCGACCAGCCAAGAACGUUACUGCCGACACAGCUUAGCAAAUAUGUGAAUUGUAAAUACUGAACUUAAAUAAUUUAUCAAUGCAACAUGUCUGUUUAGGAAGUGACACAUUGACUCUGUACAUAUCUAAAUUUGCAAAUGGAAAUUUAAGAAAGCUAUGCCUUUCUUAAGGGUAAUAUCUCCUAUGGUUUUCAUCCAUGAGGAGAUCAUUGGGCAGGGAGGUAACUCUUCAUUUAUAACUAUUUUUAGAACUUUUUCUCUGAAAGACGUAAAUUGUCAAAUUUAUUUAAUAUGUGGAGGGUAAAUGCAAAUGAAUUUUUCAAUGACAUUGUAUUUUGUUCAAUUGGACAGCAUGAAUUGAUUUUUUCAUGUUAAUUCUGUGGUCUAUACACGUUUAUUAUUCUGUGCUUCAAAAACCCUUGCUUUAUGCAUUUUUUAAAAUUGCUUAAUCCCUUAAUGUGCAGGUUUCAGGAAAAAUCAAAGCUUUUUUGGUUAGGGUGUGUAACGCUUUGAAAUAUGCAUUGCCUUUAGCUUACCAUUUUCGACUUUUGGGAGGGGCAUAGGUUUCCUAAAUAUUUUUUUUCAUUGUUGUGUCAUUAAUACAUGUAUGUGUACAUGAACUGUUCUGUAAAGAGGACAUCAACUAUCUGUUAUUACUAGGCUUCUUUGUAAAUUAACUUCUAUAGUACAACAAAAUUGUGUGAAUUGGAACCAUGUGAAGUACAUACUGCAUGUCAUAUACCUGUAUGUGGCAUAAUUAAGAGUAUAAUGCAGACUGUAGUGGUCAUGUUUGUUUUGAAAGACUUAAUGUUGGUACAGCCAAGAACAGCAAGCAUGGAUCAUGGCUUUCAGACCCUGGAUAAAAUUUUACAUUAAUGCAAAUAUUUCAUAUUCAGUAGAUAUCCAUGAAUAUUCCACAUACAAGAGCUGUAGGUUUCAUUUUAUACAGUACAUUUUUUUUUUCAUUCAGGCCAUAGUGGCAAUAUCAUUUUUGUAUAGAUAUAUAGAUUGUAGUAACACUCUCUGAAACUUUUCAUUGAGAGUGAUCAUAAUUAUUUCACAUUCUUUCCUUAUGCUAGUCAUCACAUGGGAGUAUAUCAAAGAGACUUUUUUAUGUCCAUGAUGUUUAUUAGAAAUAUCAGCAUAUUUAUCUCAGUUUGCACACUAUUUUCCAGGUGAACACAUUUUUCAAAUACACUAUGAAAGGUGCUGAAUUAUAUGUAAUAAAAUCUCAACUAUGUACAGAAAUGGAGGUCAUUUUGUCAGCAUUGUACUGAUGUUACUAUUUAUAACUGUAAAUAUUAAAAAAACUUGUUUGAAUGGUGUUUCUUGUUGUUCAGAGGUUUUGAUUGUUGUGGUGUUGACAAGUUGUUUGUUGUUUCUACAAGAAGUCCCAUUUACAACCAUAACAACAUAAUAUUAAAAGAUGAAUUUAAGUUGAACAUUAACAUUUUUUCUUGUCUUAUUAUAAUCAUGAAUUGUAAACAGACAUGUAUGUUCCUUGAUGUUUUGUAAAGAGGAAAAUGACAGAGAAUCAUGUUUGAUAAUAAAUAUUUAUUUCCAAACAAUA
Molecule: messenger RNA, 10656 nt
Organism: Saccostrea echinata
Lineage: Eukaryota; Metazoa; Mollusca; Bivalvia; Ostreida; Ostreidae
Product: neuron navigator 3-like
Exons: 27
Coding region: 1-8244 (2747 amino acids)
Biological process (GO): nervous system development; neurogenesis
Molecular function (GO): protein binding; ATP binding; ATP hydrolysis activity
Source: RefSeq, a predicted model, not a curated record